Molecule: messenger RNA, 3453 nt
Organism: Scomber japonicus (chub mackerel)
Lineage: Eukaryota; Metazoa; Chordata; Actinopteri; Scombriformes; Scombridae
Product: NLR family CARD domain-containing protein 3-like
Exons: 12
Molecular function (GO): protein binding
Source: RefSeq, a predicted model, not a curated record
AUGGACAGAGCAGAUCAGUGUGAAUGUCAGAGUGGGAGGAAGCUGGACCAACCUGAGCCCAGCUGUGUGUCUAUGAACAGUGAUUGGUCUAUGGAGCAUCCUAUUACCUUCAAAGAUGGACGCCACUCUGAUGAUCACAGGGGGAAGCUGGACCAACCUGAACCCAGCUGUGUGUCCAUGAAAAGUGAUUGGUCUAUGGAGCUUCCUUAUAACUUCAAAGAUGGACGCCACUCUGAUGAUCACAGAGUGGACCAGGAGAGCUCAGAGGUUCCCAGUGGUCAGUCUGCCCAGCAGCAUCAAACACAGCUGGACUCCAUAUUUAUGCUGCUGGAGGAGAACAUCGUCACUUUUGUGAAGAACGAGCUGAAGAAGAUGCAGAAGGUUCUGAGUCCAGAUGACCCAGAAUGCUUAGAGAGUCAGAGGGAGGAUGAGGAGGUGUUGGACGGUGAGGAGGAAGAGCAGAGGAGGAACAGCAGAGAGGCUUUUCUAAAGAUCGCACUACACUUCCUGAGGAGGAUGAAGCAGGAGGAGCUGGCUGAGCAUCUGCAGAGCAGAACUCCUGCUGGCAGGUGUCGACUUAAACUCAAGACUAACCUGCAGAAGAAGUUCCAGUGUCUGUUUGAGGGGGUCGCUAAAGCAGGAAACCCAACCCUUCUGAAUCAGAUCUACACACCGCUCUACAUCACAGAGGGAGGGACUGCAGAGGUCAAUGAUGAACAUGAGGUCAGACAGAUUGAAACAGCAUCCAGGAAACCAGACAGACCAGAAACAACAAUCAGACAAGAAGACAUCUUUAAAGCCUCACCUGGAAGAGAUGAACCAAUCAGAACAGUGAUGACAAAGGGAGUGGCUGGCAUUGGGAAAACAGUCUUAACACAGAAGUUCACUCUGGACUGGGCUGAAGACAAAGCCAACCAGGACAUACACUUCACAUUUCCAUUCACUUUCAGAGAGCUGAAUGUGCUGAAAGAGAAAAAGUACAGCUUGGUGGAACUUGUUCAUCACUUCUUUACUGAAACCAAAGAAGCAGGAAUCUGCAGGUUUGAGGAGUUCCAGGUUGUGUUCAUCUUUGACGGUCUGGAUGAGUGUCGACUUCCUCUGGACUUCCACAACAAUAAGAACCUGACUGAUGUUACAAAGUCCACCUCAGUGGAUGUGCUGCUGACAAACCUCAUCAGGGGGAAACUGCUUCCCUCUGCUCGCCUCUGGAUAACCACACGACCUGCAGCAGCCAAUCAGAUCCCUCCUGAGUGUGUCGACAUGGUGACAGAGGUCAGAGGGUUCAGUGACCCACAGAAGGAGGAGUACUUCAGGAAGAGAUUCAGAGAUGAGGAGCAGGCCAGCACCAUCAUCUCCCACAUCAAGACAUCACGAAGCCUCCACAUCAUGUGCCACAUCCCAGUCUUCUGCUGGAUCACAGCUACAGUUCUGGAGGAUGUGUUGAAAAGAAGAGAGGGAGGAGAGCUGCCCAAGACCCUGACUGAAAUGUACAUCCACUUCCUGGGGGUGCAGUCCAAACUGAAGAAGGUCAAGUAUGAUGGAGGAGCUGAGACAGAUCCACACUGGAGUCCAGAGAGCAGGAAGAUGAUUGAGUCUCUGGGAAAACUGGCUUUUGAGCAGCUGCAGAAAGGCAACCUGAUCUUCUAUGAAUCAGACCUGACAGAGUGUGGCAUCGAUAUCAGAGCAGCCUCAGUGUACUCAGGAGUGUUCACACAGGUCUUUAAAGAGGAGAGAGGGCUGUACCAGGACAAGGUGUUCUGCUUCGUCCAUAUGAGUGUUCAGGAGUUUCUGGCUGCUCUUCAUGUCCAUCUGACAUUCAUCAAGUCUAGAGUCAAUCUGCUGGCAGAAGAACAAACAACACCCUGGUGGUCACUUUUCUACCAGAGUGCUGUGGACGAGGCCUUAAAGAGUCCAAAUGGACACCUGGACUUGUUCCUCCGCUUCCUCCUGGGUCUUUCACUGCAGACCAAUCAGACUCUCCUACGAGGCCUGCUGACACAGACAGGAAGUAGCUCACAGACCAAUCAGGAAACAGUUGAGUACAUCAAGAAGAAGAUCAGUGAGAAUCUGUCUGCAGAGAGAAGCAUCAAUCUGUUCCACUGUCUGAAUGAACUGAAUGAUCGUUCUCUAGUGGAGAAGAUCCAACAGUCCCUGAGAUCAGGAAGUCUCUCCACAGAUAAACUGUCUCCUGCUCAGUGGUCAGCUCUGGUCUUCAUCUUACUGACAUCAGAAAAAGAUCUGGACGUGUUUGACCUGAAGAAAUACUCUGCUUCAGAGUAUUCUUCAGAGGAGGCUCUUCUGAGGCUGCUGCCAGUGGUCAAAGCCUCCAAAAAAGCUCUGCUGACUGACUGUAACCUCUCAGAGAGAAGCUGUGCAGCUCUGUCCUCAGUUCUCAGCUCCCAGUCCUCUAGUCUGAGAGAUCUGGACCUGAGGAACAACAACCUGCAGGAUUCAGGAGUGAAGCAGCUUUCUGCUGGACUGGAGAGUCCACACUGUACACUGAAGACUCUCAGGCUGAAUGGCUGUAACCUCUCAGAGAGAAGCUGUGCAGCUCUGUCCUCAGUUCUCAGCUCCCAGUCCUCUAGUCUGAGAGAUCUGGACCUGAGUAACAACAACCUGCAGGAUUCAGGAGUGAAGCAGCUUUCUGCUGGACUGGAGAGUCCACACUGUGAACUGAAGACUCUCAGCCUGUCAGGAUGUCUGAUCACAGAGGAAGGCUGUGCUUCUCUGGCCUCAGCUCUGAGGGCCAACCCCUCCCAUCUGAGAGAGCUGGACCUGAGCUACAAUCAUCCAGGAGACUCAGGAGAGAAGCUUCUGUCUGCUGGACUGGAGGAUCCACAGUGGAGACUGGACACUCUCAGCCUGCAGCCUGCUGGAGUCCGAUGGUUGACACCAGGUCUGAGGAAGUAUUUCUGUGAACUCACACUGGAUCCAAACACAGCAAACAGAAAACUCAAACUGUCUGAUAACAACAGGAAGGUGACGCGUGUGAAGGAGGAUCAGUCAUAUCCUGAUCAUCCAGACAGACAUGAUGUCUAUCCUCAGCUGCUGAGUAGAAAUGUUCUGACUGGUCGCUGUUACUGGGAGGUCGAGUGGAGAGGAUACGUUUAUAUAUCAGUGAGUUACAGAAGAAUCAGCAGGAAAGGAGAAAGUAAAGACUGUUGGUUUGGAUUGAACGAUCAGUCCUGGAGACUGGAGUGCUGUGAUGAUGGUUACUCUGUCCGUUACUAUGUCUGUCACAAUAGCAGACAAACAUCCAUCUCCUCCUCCUCCUCCUCCCCCUCCUCCUCCUCCUCUGUCUCUAACAGAGUAGCAGUGUAUGUGGACUGUCCUGCUGGCACUCUGUCCUUCUACAGAGUCUCCUCUGACACACUGAUCCACCUCCACACCUUUAACACCACAUUCACUGAACCUCUGUAUGCUGGGUUUGGGUUCUGGUCUGACACAUCUCUG